AACAGUCUGUGGUUCAGUGUUCAGGGCGCCUGGGUUCCUUCGGCAGCGAACUUGAACCUGAGACCUGUUCUUGAUCUUCUUCUGGUGGCUUGGUCUUCCUGCUGGUCCUGGUUUUAUCCACAGGGGUCCCGGGUCUAAGUCCGACGGUCUCUGCUGGACUGAACAUGUUUCUGUCUCUGCUGCAGUGAUUUCACAACACUUUGAUCCUCAGUCCGGUCUCUGCUCGUUAAAACGUCUCUGUCUCAGGAGAAAUGUCAGCUCUAAGCCCGGACCAGAUCCUGACCGGACAGCACAGCCGAACCGGAGCCGAGCAGGAGCAGCAGGAGGCCGGGAUCCUACAGCCGCAGACCGUGUUUGUCAUCCUGGACUCGGCUGAAACACUCAAUCUGGUCCGGGUGGAGUCUGGGAUUGUCGCUGACAUCGAGGUUGACAGUUUGCUGCCAUCAGGCUGCGACACCUUCUACCAGAUCAAGAGUCAGCCAAUAAGCAUCAGUACAUCAGCAGCAGCUUCCUCCUCUUCCUCCUCUUCAUCCUCACUGCCGACAGUCAUGUCAUCCAGGGUUUUGAUGCGUCAGGAUCUGAUGCGUCAGCAGGCUCUGGAGGAGGAGCAGAAAGAGGCGCAGCAGCAGCUGCUCCGCUCAAAUGACUCCUCCUCCCCCAUAUCUGUGUCUGUUUCCUCCUCCUGCAGACCUCCUGCUCAGGUCCCUGUGGAGGUGCUCAAGGUGCAGACUCACCUGGAGAACCCCACAAGGUAUCACAUCCAGCAGGCACAGAGGCAGCAGGUGCGUCAGUACCUCUCCACCACACAGACCGCCAUCACCACCAAGACAGCCAAUCAGGAACCAGCUGGACCAUCACCAAGCCACUCCCCCCUGCUGUGCUCCGCCCCCGGGCUACAGCCAGCAGAUGGCAAACAGAAAAUGGAAGAGACCGUCAUCGAUGACAUCAUCAGUCUGGAGUCGAGCCUGAAUGAUGAAUUUCUGACACUGAUUGACUCUGGACUACAGCUCGCCAACACGCUGCCGGUGUCGGGGACCAUGCUGGAUGUGUAUGGCGGAGGGACGACCACACCCACCAUCACCGUUAGCAACAGCUGCCCGGCUGAGCUCCACACAGUCAAGACAGAGCUGAGCGAUGUGGAAACGAAAGCUCUGAUCAAAGAGAGACAGAAGAAGGACAACCACAACCUCAUCGAGAGGAGGAGGAGGUUCAACAUCAACGACCGGAUCAAAGAACUCGGAGGACUCAUCCCCAAAUCCACCGACCUGGAGAUGAGGUGGAACAAGGGGACCAUCCUGAAGGCUUCAGUAGAUUACAUCCGCAAAAUGCAGAAAGAACAACAGAGAGCCAGAGAGAUGGAGGAGAGACAGAGGAGGCUAGAGAACACCAACCGCUCCCUGCUGCUCCGCAUUCAGGAGCUGGAGCUUCAGGCUCGUCUCCAUGGACUCUCUUCCUCCUCGCCUCACCCCAACUCCUCCUCCUCCUCCUCUCUGGACCCCCAAGCCUUGCUCUCCCCCACACUGCCUCACCCGUUCUCCAACUCCUCCUCUCCUGCCUCCUCUCUGGUGACUCCCUCUCUGGGUCUGGACGCCCUGAACUUCGUGGACCUGGACGAGCCUCAGGGAGCCUCUACCGUCUUCUCCCCAGACCUGAUGUCUGACGUGGGGCUGACGGAGCUCCACGGCCUGGGAGACAUCCUGAUGGAUGAGGGAGGAGGAGGGGAAGGAGGGGUGAUGUCCGACCCCCUGCUGUCCUGCGGCGCCUCAAAGACCAGCAGCAGGAGGAGCAGUUUCAGCAUGGACGAGGACCUCUGAUGACAUCAUCACACAUGCAGAAAUCUGAUUGGCCAGAGCUGGAGGCGCGACUCUGACCAGCUGGGAGUUUUUUUAUUGGUUAAUAGAAAUAUUUUUCAUCAGUGACAUCAUCACAACAAACAAUGCACAAAUGUGAUGUCACAGGGAGCAAAUGUGUACUACAGUGUAACUACAGUAACCACUGUGAGUCCUCCAGUGUCUUUUAGUUUACCCAUGGUAACCGAUAUGUCCUCCAGUGUCACCGCAGUAAGCAUGGUUACUGCUGUGUCUUCCAGUGUACCCAUGAUAACCAAUAUUUGUUCUCCAGUGUCACCAUGGUAACCACAGUUUUUUCUCCAGUGUAACCAUGGCAACAGCUGUGUUGUCUCAUCCUUGUCAACAUCAGAAACCACAGAGCAGAAGCUGAUCGGCUGUUAGUGAACAAACUCACAGCUGAUUGGUUGGUAGAACAGCAGUUGAUCAAUAACUCAUGAUCAGUAAAAUCAUUUUUAAGGUCUGAAGUUCUAUUUUUUAAAAACAAACAUGAAACAAACAUUCAAACUCUAACCCUCCUCUGAUUGGCUGAACCAAUCAGUGACCUGUAAGCCAUGGCCUGAUUGGUCCUGGUCCUGGUCCUUGGUCCUGGUCAGCAGCUGGGACCUCUGAGUCCCACAUCCUCUGGUCCACAUCGUUUGGAAGACCGCUGCUGCCAGGGAAAAGAACAAAAACAAAAACAGAAAAUAUAAGAUAUAAACUUAAGAAGGACUCUGGUUCUGAGGGAUUUAAGGAACCACAGUUUCCUGGUUUAUUUGUUGUAUUUUAAAAAUCUGCUCACUUAAACCAUGACUCACUGAAAUGAAAAUAUUAGAUGUAAAAUCAAAAUUCUAACUCAAUAUUCGAUCAACUUCACUUUAAGAUGAAAAUGUUUGAUUGAUUACACUGCAGUGAUGGACAGUCUGUCAAUCAGUUGCUCUCCAGGCCGCAGUGGAGAGAAGGUCUCACCUAAAUUUAAAAAAAGGCUUUAACUCACCUGUGCUCAUGUUUAGUUAAUCAGUCUUUUUCAGCUAUAGGUCAGAACUAUACCUGGUCAUGCUCCAUCUGUGAUGUCACAGCAAGUCUAACUUGUGGCAGCAUCAAGCGAUUCAAAGCCUGAACCCCUUAGUAGAAACCAGGUGUACAUUAGGGCUGCAUAGUUUUACCUGUUGUGAAUAGUUUAACCAGCAGAUGGUGCUGUCAGUAGUCUGCUGCGACUCCCUCAGCUCAGCCCUGUAAACAUGAAAACUGUACGUAAACAUAAACAUAAACAGAAUCACUGUGCUGCAAGCAAAGGGAGGAGAAAUAUUAGAGGAGCACACCUGGUCAGGUUCACUAUACUGAUGCAGGUGUUUCCUGUUAGAGCCUCAGAGGAACAGAAGGGAAACUAACUCAGUUCAUCAUCAUCAUCAUCAUCAUCAUCAUCAUCAUCAUCAUCAUCAUCAUCAUCAUCAUC
Messenger RNA from Seriola dumerili (greater amberjack), 3282 nucleotides. It is a transcript of the gene tfe3a, whose product is annotated as transcription factor E3-like. Gene Ontology annotation, molecular function: RNA polymerase II cis-regulatory region sequence-specific DNA binding; DNA-binding transcription factor activity, RNA polymerase II-specific; protein dimerization activity. Gene Ontology annotation, biological process: regulation of transcription by RNA polymerase II. The record is from RefSeq and is a predicted model, not a curated record. The coding region runs from base 252 to 1814 and encodes 520 amino acids. Lineage: Eukaryota; Metazoa; Chordata; Actinopteri; Carangiformes; Carangidae. Gene Ontology annotation, cellular component: nucleus. The transcript is spliced from 11 exons.